Phaeoacremonium minimum UCRPA7 is the source of this 594-nucleotide messenger RNA. Its product is annotated as putative gnat family protein. Gene Ontology annotation, molecular function: acyltransferase activity, transferring groups other than amino-acyl groups. The record is from RefSeq and is a predicted model, not a curated record. Lineage: Eukaryota; Fungi; Ascomycota; Sordariomycetes; Togniniales; Togniniaceae. The transcript has a single exon. The coding region runs from base 1 to 594 and encodes 197 amino acids.
AUGACAGCAAACAUAUUCCGCUCGCAGCGCCUCGUCUAUCGCGCCGUCGAAGACAGCCCCGAAGAGGAGGCCUUUCUGCACCGCAUCACCACCGACAUUGAGGGCUUUGCCAACUCGAACGUCGGCCUCUCCAAACCGCAAAACAAGGAGAGCACAAAGGGCUGGAGGAAGUAUCUGACCGAGAAGACUCUCAUAUCUGCCAUCUUCUGCGUCACUUCCUUGACCGAUCCCGAAUCGACGCCGGAGCCCAUUGGCGUCGUCACCCUGACCGGCACUUCGCCUCACAACGCUCAUCAUCGCAACGCAAACAUCAGCGUCGAUGUCCUCCCCUCGCACCAGAGGAAAGGCUACGGGAGCGAAGCCAUUCAGUGGGUCCUCCAAUGGGGGUUCCAGAUGGCGGGUUUGCAUCGCAUCGGCAUCGAAAGCUUUGAGUACAACGAGGGUGCUGGACGUCUCUACGAGCGGUUAGGUUUCACGCUCGAGGGCAGAAAGCGAGACUACCUGUGGUUCAAUGGGGAGUGGCAUGACAUGCUCGGCUUCAGCAUGUUAGAAGACGAGUGGAGAGAGCUGCAGAAGGUGCAGAAGACAGAUUGA